Messenger RNA from Plenodomus lingam JN3, 591 nucleotides. RefSeq lists its product as uncharacterized. The record is from RefSeq and is a predicted model, not a curated record. Gene Ontology annotation, biological process: chromosome segregation. Gene Ontology annotation, molecular function: microtubule binding. Gene Ontology annotation, cellular component: Ndc80 complex. Lineage: Eukaryota; Fungi; Ascomycota; Dothideomycetes; Pleosporales; Leptosphaeriaceae.
AUGCUCCUCGACGAAGACCCAGCAGCCCUCAUAGCCCAAUGCACCUCACACUUCAAAAUCGCCAACGACACCGCCUCCCUAACCCGCAUCAGCGACUCCCUCUCCACCCUCUCCACCUUCCGCACCCAACACCUCUCCUCGCUGCAAUCCACCCUCGCCCACCUCUCCCGCACCCACCACACCCUCGCUGCAAACCACAAUCACACUCUCUCCCAACACAACCCCACCACCCACGCCGCAGAGAUCCUGCGCCUCGACACCGAGAAGUUCAAGAUUGCAAAGCAGGCUUCUGAUUUGGAGAUUGAGGGCGAGCGGCUGGCGAGCGAGUUGGCGCGUUUGGGCGGGGUGGUGGCGGAGCUGGAGGAGGAGGGGGUGGAGGGUGGGGUGGUGGGUGGUGCGAGUGAGGAUGCUACUGUCCUCAAACUCAAACUCUACCGCACCCUCGGCAUCGACGUCGAGGCCGACCCCACAACCGGCGCCUACAACAAAGCCGUGAUCCGCAAUGCCGCAAAAGGCGACGUCCACGUCGUCAACAUCGAUCCCAAGUUCUCCCGCCACUUUUAUACGAAUUAUUUUUGGCGCACGCUGUGA